Messenger RNA from Haplochromis burtoni (Burton's mouthbrooder), 1926 nucleotides. RefSeq lists its product as uncharacterized. NCBI's taxonomy places the organism in Eukaryota, Metazoa, Chordata, Actinopteri, Cichliformes, Cichlidae. The record is from RefSeq and is a predicted model, not a curated record. The transcript has 6 exons. Bases 1188 to 1799 code for a protein of 203 amino acids.
UUGCUUUGUUUCCUCCUUUAACAGUUUAUCUUUAGGAACUUUACUGUUUGUUUAGCUCAUGUUGGAUUUCUUCACACAACAAACAGUGUGUGUUUUCAUUUCCAGUCUCUCCAUUAAAGUGUGUAAUGUUUUCCUGGCUAACACUUGGAGCAAAUCUAAACUGGUUCUUUGUAUUCAUGGAAACAGCACAAGCUACAAAAAUCAAAAAUUAGUCAUUUUAUAUAAAUGUAUUUUAAAUAGAUAUUACUCAUGUUUGACUCUACUUUAAAUACUGCGUCAUAAAAUGUUGGCUAUGUUCCAAUAGACUGUUCUCACCAGAAACAGGUUUAACAGGUUUUAUCCCGGUGUUGGAUUAAGGCUCCUAAAGGUGCAGUGUGUUACGGCAACCGAUGCCGCCAAAGAUAUACCUCCAACUGUGACUUGGUGUCUUUGACUGAGAUGUCGCUAUUAAAUGUUAGGUCGCUGACAAAUAAGACUUUUAUUGUGAGCGAGUUUUUUUUUCUACUGCUACAGGACUGGAUUUACUAUUCAUGACGGAGACUUGGAUUCGUCACUGUCUUUUCCUUUUUCAGAGCUCCUUCCUCCAAAUUGUGCCUUUUUAAGCUCACCGAGACCUUCGGGCAGGGGUGGAGGACUGGCAGUGGUCUUUAGGAAUAAAUUCCGAGUAUGACACCUGCCCUCCCCUAUGUUCCCUAGCUUUGAAACUCAACUGCUGGAACUUGCUGGUCCCCCCUUGACUCUCUGUGUUGUGAUCUACUGUCCCCCAAAAUAUAACAAGACUUUCAUUAAUGACUUUGCUGACCUUUUAGCAUCUCUUUGCCUAAAUUAUGAUCGUGUUCUUAUCACUGGCGAUUUUAACAUUCACAUUUGUUGUAAAGAUGAUGUGUUUGCCAAGGAUUUUCUAGUCUUAGCUGACUCUUUUUCAGAAUCAGAAUCAGUUUAUUGCCAAAUGUUGAGCAGGUUUACAACAUUAGGAAAUUAAUUUUAAUCUUAUCCAGUGGAUUAAUGCACCUACCCACUUCAAAGGACCCUUGGUUUGAUUUUUUUCUUAUGGACUGGACAUUUGUAUCAGGGACAUCAGCAACAUUGGAAUCUCCGGCCAUUUCCUAGUCAUCUCUGAUGGUGAAGGUAGAAAGUGUGUGUGUGUGUGUGUGUGUGUGUGUGUGAGCUGAUGUGAAUUCGGCAGCAUGGAUCAGUGUGAAGACAGAGAGGAGGGAGUCCCUCCCUCUAAAACCACUCUGUGUGGGAAACAUGAGAGCCAGACCAAAGCUCAGAGGAAUAAACGAGGAACUAAGGGGAAACAUCAACCUGAACCCAGCUCUGUAUCCUUAAAGAGUGACCGGUCCAAAAUGCACCCCAUGGGUUUUAAAGGCCAGCCUGUGUCUCCUGCAGAGAGAGUGGACCAGCAGAGCUCAGAGGUCCCCAGUGGUCAGUCUGCCCAGCAGCAUCAAACACAGCUGGACUCCAUAUUUAUGGUGCUGGAGGACAACAUCAUAACUUUUGUAAAAAAUGAACUGAAGAAAAUUCAGAAACUUCUAAACUCUGAUUACCCAGAACAAAAGGGGGAUGAGGAGGGGAGCAGCAGAGAGGCUUUUGUGAACAUCACACUAGACUUCCUAAGAAAAAUGAAGCACGAUGAACUCGCUGACCUUCUAAAGAGCAAAACUUUCAUUAGGGACUCCCAUUGGAGCCAAGAUGAACUUAAAUUUACUUUGAAGAAGAAGUUCCAGUGUGUGUUUGAGGGGAUUGCUAAAGCAGGAAACCCAACCCUUCUGAAUCAGAUGUACACAGAGCUUUAGAUCACAGAGGGAGGGACUGCAGAGGUCAAUGAUGAACAUGAGGUCAGACAGAUUGAAGCAGCAUCCAGGAAACCAGACAGACCAGAAACAACAAUCAGACAAGAAGACAUCUUUAAAGCCUCACUUG